AUGAUAUAUAUUGUUUGUAUCUUUGUUAUUUUUGGACUUUAUUUAUUGAAAGGAUAUUUAAGGUCUAGACACGAACCACCGUCUCUACCUAGUGAUCUCCCUAUAUUAGGACAUGUACAUCUAUUAAUUGGUGGUGGUUUACGUUUAUGGGAAUCUAUAAAAACAAUAUCACAUGAAUGCUGUAAAGCUGGAGAUGUUGCAAAGCUCUCAUUGGGUCCUAUUAAAUGUUAUGUUUUAACAGAUCCAGACGAUAUUAAGAUUGUUGCGAACUCGUGUUUUGAGAAGGGCUUUUUAUAUGAUUUUGCUAAACCGUGGCUAGGGGAGGGCUUGCUGACUGCACCAGUUACAAAAUGGAAAACUCACCGAAAAUUACUAAAUACGACAUUUAAUCAGCAAGUUUUAGAUGGAUUUUUGGAUGUAUUUAAUAGACAAUCGAUGCUUUUACUUGAACAAUUGGCUAUGGAAGAAGGAAAAGGAUCUUUUGAUCAUGAAAAGUAUAUAAUGCGAAACUCCUUGGAGACAAUAUAUCUAACAGCAACGGGUCUAGAUUUAAGAGCCGAGAAAACACUCAACGCAAAAUAUGUGACCGUAACGGAUAAAGUUCUCAGAAGCGUGAUUCACAGAAUUCAAAAUAUAUGGUAUUACAAAGAUUUUAUUUGGAAUAUGAGCAGUACAAAAAAGCAACAAGAUAAAGAUAUUGAGUUCUUACACGGUGUGUCAAACAUGAUCGUAAAGGAACGUAAGCAGUAUCAUUCAAGUCCUAUUAAGAACUCAGGUUGGUUAAACACCAAAAAGUGCAUUUCAUUUAGCUUAUUAUUUCAUUUUUUUAAAUAUUUUCGUCUUACAGGUAAAAAUCUUAAAUCAUUUGGCGAUCUGCUAUUCGAUCUGGAAGGUUCGAAUGGCAAAAGCGCUUUCUCAAAUCAGGACGUUAUAGACCACGUUAAUACUUUGAUCGUAGCUGGUUAUGACACUAUUGCAACAAAUCUUGUAAUUACACUUCUCUUAAUUGGCUCGUAUAAGGAAGUUCAAGAUAAAAUUUACAAAGAGCUUGAAGAUGUGUUUGGGCAGUCCGACAGGGAUGUUGAAAAGGAAGACUUACCACGUCUUACAUACUUGGAGGCGGUUAUAAAGGAAUCUUUGAGGCUAUACCCAAUUGCUCCUAUGAUAACCCGACUUAUCGACAAGGAUUUAAAAUUAAAAAAUUAUACUUUAUAUUCUGGAAAAAUAUGUUUGUUAUCCAUCUAUGGUGCACACCGACAUCCUGUGUGGGGUGAAGAUGCAAAUGAUUUUAAGCCGGAAAGGUGGCUAAACCCCGAAACCUUGCCAAAGAGUCCAAAUUCUUUUUUAGCUUUUAGCGUGGGAAGAAGAAAUUGUAUAGGUAAAGCUUACGCGAUGAUGUGGUUGAAGACAAUUAUUUCACAUUUUUUGCGUAAAUAUCUAGUUACUGGCGAUCACAAAAAAACUGUGCUAAAGUUCGAUUUCCUGCUUAAACCUUAUUCCGGCCAUUACAUUGCUAUUGAAAGAAGAAAGUGA
Messenger RNA from Parnassius mnemosyne (clouded apollo), 1533 nucleotides. The record is from the annotation of a GenBank genome assembly. Lineage: Eukaryota; Metazoa; Arthropoda; Insecta; Lepidoptera; Papilionidae.